GCCUUAUGUGUAGGCAUGAACUGGUCAGUACCAGGGGCGGACUGACCAUUUGGAAACUCGGGCACUGCCCAAGGGCCCGGGGUCAGUAGGGGGCCCCAUGAGAUGCCCCUGGUACCUUUUGCAUAGGCUUUUUAGAGUUUGGGCAAGGACACAGGGGCCUCAUGAUCCCCUAUUGCCCGGGGGCCCCUAUGAGUUGUCAGCCUGCCCCUGUCCGUCCCUGCUCAGUACUCAAUUUCAUUGAAGCAAGGAUUAUCCUUUUCAGUAUCAGGUGCACAGCAG
Messenger RNA from Staurois parvus, 279 nucleotides. The record is from the annotation of a GenBank genome assembly. NCBI's taxonomy places the organism in Eukaryota, Metazoa, Chordata, Amphibia, Anura, Ranidae.